This is a messenger RNA of Polyodon spathula (Mississippi paddlefish), 1593 nucleotides long. Its product is annotated as DNA-binding protein RFX8-like. NCBI's taxonomy places the organism in Eukaryota, Metazoa, Chordata, Actinopteri, Acipenseriformes, Polyodontidae. The transcript has 10 exons. The record is from RefSeq and is a predicted model, not a curated record. The coding region runs from base 1 to 1593 and encodes 530 amino acids. Gene Ontology annotation, biological process: regulation of transcription by RNA polymerase II. Gene Ontology annotation, molecular function: DNA-binding transcription factor activity, RNA polymerase II-specific; RNA polymerase II cis-regulatory region sequence-specific DNA binding.
AUGUAUGACUUUUACUUGGAGGCAUGCAGCCUUCUUGAACAAAAUCAAGUGAAUCCUGCUACAUUUGGAAAGGCUCAGACACAUUCUUAUCCAUGUGAGCUGGUAAGGAAUCAUUUUUGGGAAAAGCAACUGGAGCAAAAAUAUUUUCACAGGUUUACCUUCAUUGCAGAUGAAUACUAUAACUACUGCCAGGACAUUUUACAGAAUGUUCAAGAUCUUGUCAUCUUUUUCUGGAAGUCUCUGCCCGUUAGUGUAAUUGAGCUCAUGUCUUUGCCAGAUGUGAGCCAGCUGUUCAGUUCCUACGAUGCACAUUUGUACAAGAUGAUCGAAGGGAUUCUUAUUAAUGACUUCCUGGAAGAUAUCUCUGUUCAGGAUCUUAAAAGAGCUAGGAUGUUCAGCAAGAACUUCAGGUCCUGGCUGCUGACAGUUCUGGAUGAUUUUCCAGUCAUGCUUCAGGCUUCAAAGCGCAAAGGGUUUCAUGCAGUGUAUUCAUGGCUGAGUACCUCAGCUGACAUCAAGACAUAUCUGGAUGGGGUGGUAACACUCUUGCAAGCUUUCAUCUUUCAGCCAAGAAGAAGCAAUGGUGUGUUCUCAGGUCUGGCAGCUGACUUCCUCCUGAGAUGGAACUAUUUCCUCACUGACAUAAGCAGAGCCAUGAUACUGUUAAAUGCAGAAAGCUUUGGGUCUUGGCAUUUGCUGAAUUUGCUGCUUUCGGACUACGUUCUCCAUAUACUCCAUUCCUACAUGGAGGAGAAGACUGAGUGGCUGGCAGAAGAACCCCUGAAGGAGCUUCCCCCUCUUGUAGCUCCACUGGAGUCUGAGCUUGCUGUGGGUGUGGUAGACCCUCCACAGAAUCUAGCUGUAGAGCAGUCCUAUCAGAGUGCUGAACCAGCUAACAGCAAUGCUCUCACUUUAGAGGGCAUCACUGUCCACGUUGUGGGGUUCCUGGUAGAUUCAGCAACCGGCAACAAGUUGAUCCAGAUUAUGUUAGAAGACAAAUCUGCUAAUUGUGCUGUGAAAGUGGAUCUCCCAGUAGGACAAGAAGCAAUGGUCACUCUAAGAGACGGGCAGAAAUUUAUGAUUCACACCUGUGACAUUGGUGCUGCCCCGAGUGCUCACCAGUCUCCUGAAGAAAGUCGCAUGGGGGCGUUCUUCGCCCCCCCCCCCGUUGCGGGUCCGUCCCAGCCACGCCUCUUGACGCCAUCACAGAGCCCCUCCAGUGGGAUCCCUUGUGCGCAGACGUCUCUGUCCAUCCGCAUCCAGUAUCAGCAGGUGCGGGACAUUAUUGAUAUGAAAGCCAAGAUCAGUCUGAUUAUGGAGCUUUUGGAGAGGCAGCAGGCCCCGAUGGCUCUGGCCGCAGCCUCGCAUGUGGCUCCACCCUCACCCCCAGUACCAUUAAGAGUUGCUGUACCGCCCCCGAUCUCCCUGUGGGAGAACAAGGUGAGCAGGAAGACAGGGCACUAUGAUCGGACGAGGACGCGCUCUCCAUCGCAGCUUUUUGGAGGGAGUCUGCUUUUCCAGCGGAGGUGGAGGCGAAGCAGAGCUUGUAUUCCCAACCAAAGCAGUCCCUACUUCCGAGGUGUCCUCGGUUAA